Anopheles coustani is the source of this 8968-nucleotide messenger RNA. Its product is annotated as polycomb group protein Psc-like. The record is from RefSeq and is a predicted model, not a curated record. Gene Ontology annotation, biological process: negative regulation of transcription by RNA polymerase II. Gene Ontology annotation, cellular component: PRC1 complex. Gene Ontology annotation, molecular function: metal ion binding; promoter-specific chromatin binding. NCBI's taxonomy places the organism in Eukaryota, Metazoa, Arthropoda, Insecta, Diptera, Culicidae. The transcript is spliced from 5 exons. Bases 1420 to 6816 code for a protein of 1798 amino acids.
GCGGUCGUCAUUCAGUUUGCGAACGCCGUUGAGUUCGGACGCGUUUUCAAGCAAGCCACCGGCAACUAUUAGCAACCACGGUUCAUCACUCUACAUCUCUCUACACGUAGGUGUGUGUGUGUACGCACGGGAUUGUGUUCGUGGAAGAAACGCGAAACAGCUGUACCAGAAGGGGCGCGCUGGUAGAAAACAACUUCUCUUCGAUCGUUCGACGUUUGCUGAGGCGCAGUUGUGCUACCGGAGGUUUGUGCGUGUGCGUGUGUAGCUGUGUGCACUCUCCCUCUUUUCUUCGCACAACACCACACCGGGUCGAUCGGUUUCACCUUCCCGAGCGGAGCAGUGUGCGAUUUCCACGAAAGUCGUAAAGUUCGCGCGCGCGAUCGGCGUUAUUGAAACACACGGUUUUUUUUUUGCAAAAGCGGUGCCAAAAGGAUGCCAGUUCUACGAAGCAAUUAAAAAAGCUACCGUGCACACGACGUGUGGGGUGCAUUCAAGUUCCAAGAAAAGAAGUUUUUUUAAUCAACUCGUGUGCGCGUGUUUAAGUGCGUUGGCUGACGGGCAAGAAGGCAAGAUACCCGCAAGUGUGCGUGUGUGUGGUGUUGGGUGCGCAAAGAAGCAAGAGGCGCGAAGAAGAGUGGCGCGCGCGAUAUCGCCCAGAGCACAAGAUCGCUGGUGGAGUGCCUGUGUGAAUGAGGGCGUGUGAGUGUGCGGUGCCAUAGGCUUUGAAGAAGAAGAAGUAAAAGAAGAAGAGGUGUGUUGUGGCAUGCGAGUGUGUGUCCCGGUGAAGGAAUAAAUUGCAUCCGGAGGUGAAACGGAUGUGUCUGUGUGUGUGAGAAUAAAAAAAAGUCAGCAGCCGCGCGUCUAGCAAACAUCAAAGGAGGAAGAAAAUAAGCCGUGAGGAAAGCAGAAGAAAAUAAAAAUAACAAAAGAGAGCAUUGUUCUCGUCCGACGUUACGCGCGGGGUACCGAGUAGUGUGCGUUGGUAUGCUUGUGCCACAGGCUGUGUGUGAUUGUGUGCCCCAAGAGCAAAAGUGCAGAAGCAAAAACGACGUGCAGCAAUUAGAAAUUGUUCGACGGUUUGGUUCGGCUGAUGAUGGAAUUGCUUUCCAAGCGCGCCGUUGAGAAAGGCGGAAGGAAAUAAAGGAAAAGCAGAGCAGUGAAUGAAGAAAAUAGAGUGAAGUGAAGAUUUUGCGAGAGUGUGCAUUGGGAAGAAUUCCUCCCAACCCGAUCUUUGGAUAACACAGUACCCUCUGGAUUAAACGCAGUACCCACGUCACCAGCAGUCAGCAGUCAGCAGCAUGCCAACCAUCAACGGAGUGCGGUACCAAUUUCGAAAGGAUUAAAACGGAAAUCCGUUCUCGGUCCCCUCCCCAUCUCGCUGGGGGAAAUAGGAAAGUUAAGUGGAAACACCACCCAACCAUGGUCCUCCUACCGAACGGUGACGAGGAAGUCGUCGGCGGUGGACAACUGCUGUCGUCCGCCAGCACGGAGCUGGCUAGCGAAGGAACACCGGCGAAGGUGUGCAUCGCCCCGUCAUCAUCAUCAUCGUCGUCGGCGCCAUCGUCAACGAGCGACACGGAGCCAACGUCCAACAGUAAGACGACGACGGUGGUUCCAACAACGUCCUCGAACAAUAACAACAACAACACACCAUCGAUGACGGCGCUGACGAUCGAGGAUGAGGGCAAGGCGCCGGUGGAGGGCACGGCCGCCGGCCCACUCUCACCCUACCGGCCGAGCCGGGUCACGCUCGGUUCGGUCAACGCCUGCAUCACGUGCAACCUCUGCAAGGGCUACCUGAUCGAUGCAACGACGAUCGUCGAGUGUUUGCAUUCCUUUUGCCACAGCUGCAUCAUCAAGCACUUGCACACGGAACAGUACUGCCCCCAGUGCGAGGUGAUGAUCAACAAAGCGAAGCCCAAUAUCAAACCGGACGUUCCCCUGCAGUCGAUCGUGUUCAAAUUGGUUCCGGAGCUGUACGAGAACGAGCUGCGCCGCCGGCGGGACUUCUACCGGGACCACCCGGCAUCGGCCGCCCUCGCGACCCCGGCCCAGCGUGGCGAAGACACCGAGCAUCUUAUCUUCAGCCCGAACGAGAUGAUAUCGCUUUCGCUCGAGUACGCGGAAAGUGAGCUGGCGGAAGACAACAAGGAGCUGCUGCGGGCCCGGUACCUGCUCUGCCCGGCCGGCUUCUCGAUCGCGAUGAUGAAGAAGUUCCUCGUCAACAAGUACGGCAUCUCGGAGCGCCAGUUCUGCGUGGAGAUUAUGUACAAGGUGAAGACGAUCGUCCUGCCCGACUACUACACGCUGAUGGACGUGGCGUACAUCUACACCUGGAAGCGGGAUGCUCCAAUGAAAUACUUCUAUCGUAUUCGUACGACGGAAACGAACCCGCUCGAGCUGCCGGAGAUUCCACUGCGUCGUUCGCCGAGUCUCAUCACAACUGUCAGCAGCAUCAAGCCGGGUCAACAACAGCAGCCUCAGCAGCCGGCCGCCGAUUCCCGGCGAUCCCGGGACGACAGCGAAGAGGACGACAAAGAGAACAUGCAUCUGGCACCUCUCCGUCCGCUGGACGGUUCUUCGGCGGCGGACGGUCAGCAGACGGAAGCGUCCGGUGGAAAUGGUGGAGCGCUAGCGGUCCGACCGACAACGAUAGCCACGCCCGGCACGCCGGACGUGAACGGCAACCGCAAGAUGACGGUUUCGGCAAACGGCGGUGAGUCGCAGCAGACACCGACGACGCCGACGCCGCGCAAAAAUGAAUCGAUCAAGCUGAAGAUCGAGCUGAACAAGAACAAGUAUGUCAGCUUCCUGCAGAGUCCCCAGGCGGACGUGCCGCUGUCGCAGUCAUCGCCGGCGGUGUCCGGAUCGGCGAGCGGAAGAGCCUCGAGCCCAGCGUCCGGUGGACGCGUGCACAAAUCCGACCGCCCGGACAAGGUGAAGCGGAAGAAGCUGGAUACACCCCGUACGCAAAAGAUCCAGGAGAAAAUGGACGAGCUGAAGCUGAGGAUCGAGAAGAUAAAGGACCAUGGGUUGACGAGCGUCACGAAGAAGAAGAAGCUGGCUCCGUAUAAGGUCGAGCUGAGUCCCGGCAUCGCGCAGUCCGAGUCGAAGAAGCUACACUCGUCGAAAUCGAGUGGGACGUCGUCGUCCGGUAAGGCGAAGGUUAAGUCUCCGAAGAGCCACAGCAGCUCCUCCAGCCCGACGGAAGGUCCCAAGCAUCCUAUCGUGCUAAAGAUCGACCAGCGAAGCCCCGACAUGGCUACCUCGACGCUCAAGUUCGAGAUGACCCCAAAGGAGAGCAAACAAUCGAAGACUCCUUCUCCGCCGCCAUUUCCGCCAUCGCCACCUUCGCCUCCGGUGAAGCGCUUCGAGGACGAGAAGUCCCAGUUCCUGAACUCGUUCCAGCUGGCACCCAUCAAGGCGGCGACCUCGGCGUCUCCCGAAUCAAAGAACAAAGAGGCCGUCCUCCCUGCCGCCGGCUCGCCUUCUGCGUCGCCACCGAAAUCGCCCGGAAGCAGCGAUUCGGACAAAUUCAAGAAACCCAAAGCCCUGCCCACGCUCAAUGGAUCUCCCAGCACAAAGUCAUCGUCUCCACCGCGGGAACCUUCGGCGGCCAGCAACGGUACCGGUGCGUUGAAGCGCAAAGCGAAAGACUCCAGCUCGCUCCGUUCCGGUCCGAAGAAGCAGAAACUCUCCGACGACGAAAUUAAAGCGAUGGUCGAGAAGAAGGUGGCCGAAAACAUCAAGUCCCCGUCGGAGCACAUCGUGCCACCGAUUUUCCUCAAGCCCAAAGCACCGCCGCCGGCCACACCACAGCCAGUGUCCUCUCCACCGCUCCCCGCAAAGAAAGACACACCAAAGUCAAACUUCUUCUCCCCGCCGUCGGUGGACUCUUCGUUCGGCAAGUCCCCGAAGUCCCCGUCCGAGGGUGGCCGUGCCAAAUGUGAUUCCCCGAGACCGUUCCUCUUCAAAACACCUCCGCCUCCGCCACCACCGAUCGUUUCGAUCAGUAACAUUCCCGCCGUUAAGCCCUCACAGCAGGUGCUUCCGGCACCGUUGCCCCAGAAAGCGGAAGUGUCCGGUAAGUUGCCUUCCUCGAAGACGCCGGUGUCACCGGUUUCCUCGAAGGUUGCGAAUGGUGCUGGUGGUGGUCCGAAGGCUGCACAAGCGUUGGCACAAGCGCCGGCCCGAAGACCGACGGUUCCGACGAAACUUCCGACCUCCCAUGGGCACAACAGUAGUUCCAUGGGCAACGCGACGACACACAAUGUAGCGAGUGGCGCCACGGGUGGUAAGUUCCAGAAGCCACUCGAGUUGAAGCGAGCCCAGAGCAACCCGUUGCUCAACAUAACGUCGCCGACGGCAAGCCCCGCGACCGAAAUCAGCAAGUUGCGCCCCGAAGAUCUCAAGAACAACGUUAAGGUGUACGGACCAUCAACUCCGCCUGUCGUCAGUACCAGUGCAGUGUCCUUCCCAACAUCAUCGGCAUCAACCCCCGCGAGUGCUCACUCGAUGCCAAAGUUAGAUGGUGGAAACUUUGCUGUUCCGAAGCCGAAACCUGCACCCAAACAGCAGCAGCAUCAACCUCCGGUGUCCUCCUCUGCUAUCUCAACAAGCGUAGCGACCUCCUCUUCGACGUCGUCAACCUCGGCGAAAACCCCGGUUUCAUCCGCUUCAGGCGGCGCCGGGGUAAAGGUACGCCCCGUGAACUAUCUUAACUACGCGAUGUUCAACAGCAAGGCGGCACCGGCCGGUUCGCGUACCCCGAUACCGUCAUACUCGAACUCGCCGAGCUACUCGCCCGAUUCGCCCGGGUACAAUCCUAACCUCAACAUUUCCACCAACAAGUUCAAGUACGCCAACCCGACCGCGUUCAGUAACUACAUGCAGAACAUGAUAAGUGAUCGCAAGCCGGGCUCGACGUCACCUCCGACGCCUCUGGCUGGUGCCGGUUCUUCUCCCACUUCCUCUCCAUCUCCGCCGCAUCAGCAGGAUGCGCUUCCUUCCGCCCCGAAGAAGAUGCCAUCGACUAGUUCCACCACCACUACUACCUCUUCUGCCGAUCGUAAGCGGCCGGCGUCUGCCAUCAGCCCCGAUACGACGACCAAGUCCAACCCGAUCGAGCAACCGCCCGAGAAGCAACCGAAAGUUCAAUCGCUGUUGAACAAAAUCAACAUUCCCUCGUCGUUGUCGAUUACGCUCGCCACGGAGGAGGACGAGGUGGCGCGGCAGACGGCCCGUAAGCUGAGCGAGAAUGACCCAACGAACAACUACAUCGAGAUCGUGAAGUUACCCGAGAUCCCGAUCGGUGAGGCGGUCACAUCGACCGACCGGAAGUCACCACCGGCUCCGACGGCACUUAAGACGCCGACCAGUUCGCUGUCCCCUCCUGGCGGCACUCCGGCGAUUCAGGUACUCCCGGUGACCACCGCACCGAGUUCCACGACCACCGCAACCGCUUCUCCUGCGUUCCCCCCGCCGGUUGAUACGUUCCAGAAGAAGUUCAUGGAAUCCAUCAAUGCUACCUCGAAGCCAGGCAAGGUUCCGAAGUCAUCCAGCCCUGCCCUAGGCACAGCAACAUUAGAAACGACUCCUCCGGCAACACCGACUUCGAAGGGUUCCAGUAGCAAGCCUUCGCCACCUCCACCACGCCCCAGCACCCCCAAAGUGCCAUCAUCAGCUGGUGCGCCAUCAAAAUACAAGAAUCCCAACGCGACUGUGCUCGAGAAUGGCAAGGUGAAGCUUCACAAUUACCUCGACGUGGACCAGCUGGUAAAGGGCUUCAACGCGUCCGCGGGUGCCAACUCUCAGCGACCACCAUCCGGAUCUUCGUCCUCCUCCUCGAAGUUGAUGCCACCGCCACCGAUGAAGAACAACAACAACAUUCCCAUUGCACCCAAGUCCAAUGGGUCUUCUCCGCCCGUUCCCGCGAACCUCCAGCGCAAGGCCAUCUCCCCCCCAGUGAUGCGCAGCCCUUCCUCAUCCUCUCCCUCACCGAUGAUGAUCAAUGGGCAACCAAAGUCGAAAACACCUCCCUCCAUCCUACCCUCGAUGGCCAGCAUGGGCCCGAUGUUCGACAUCCAGAUGAAGUCGAACGCGAACGCUUCGUCCAACCCCCCGCUACGUCGGCAUUCCACCACCACCAACCCCUCCUACCUGACGAACUCGCCGACGCUUCCGAGGCGUAAGAUCACACCGGCCAACAACUCCACCAUGCUGGUGCCGCUCCGAUCUUCACCCGGUUCUGCAUCGUCCUCCGUUGCAUCGUCCGCAUCGUCUUCAGCACAGUCGAAGCUGAUGCCGCCUUCCCACAUGAGUGACUUUAUCACCCUGCACCCGCAACCAUCCCCGAUGGAACAGCAGCAACACCAACAGCAGCAGCAUCAGCAGCAGCACUACAACCAGCAGCUACAGAACUUCCUGCAGAACCCGUACUUCUAUCCGUACUUCCUGCAGCAGCUUAGCCAGCAGCAACAGCUCUCGCAGAGUAUGGUCGCCUGUCCGGUCACGAUCGGGGGUGGUGGGCCACCAGGCGGGAUGGGAAUGGGCUCGGAUGCGCUCACCAUUACCGCCGCCCAGCGUGUCUCCUCCAAGCAGUCGUCCUCGCUACCCCUCAACAGCCUCACGGUGACGGCAAUCCGGGGUCCGAACGGUGCCGGAACGGGCUCCUCGGGACCUUCGAGUGGUAAGAACGGUGGUGGUGGUGGUAUUGGCAUUGGUCCGGCUGGAGCGGCGGCAUCACCCAAACCGCUGCCCCGCGCGGCUGGAAUGGGUGGCAUUCCCGGUAAAUCGCCGGGAGGAGGCGCUUCCUGAGUAAUGCUGAUCGAGCUGUAGAGCGUUUGUUGUUGAUGAGACCGCGCUGGAGCUGUUGCCUCACCUCCUGCUGCGUGUGUGCCCUUCAACAAACACAAACCUCUACAGCCAUAGCGAUCGUACAUUGCUCGGGAGUGUUGUGUCCAGCCUUCCGAAGGAUUUCCUUUUUACAAACUCACUGAAUCCCCUUUUCGUCUACAAAAUGUUAAGUUUAGUUCGUAAGAAAAGAAACAGAGAGCAAAGUGACAGAAAGAGAAGAAAAGAGCUAUGGCUUAUUCGCUAUACUCUUCCCAACAAAGGAAAGCAGUGCGAUGAGAAGUUGCUGCUAAACAGAAGCUGCAUUAAAUAUAAGCUUUUUUACUGUACAGUCAUCGUUGUUAGAUGUUUUCGAUGUUGUUUCCUUCGUUUAGCGCAAGAGUCCUCUGAGCGCACAAGCCAGUGUAUGUGCAGCCUUUCUCGCCUUUUCUCGGAGGCUAUCGGAACAUUUUAUUGAUUGAAGUUGAAGAAGGAAAGAAUUCAAAUCACUUCGUAAUACAAACAGAGUAUGGAAGGGAAGUGAUCCCUUAGUCGGUUGAUUUGUGGAAGGACAUUUGUAUCACGUGUUUUUGUAUAAAACCAAAAGAUCGGCUCUUCAGUUAAGGAUAAACUGACAAAUGUCUAUAAGCAAUACUGAGAAGGUCUAGCUGAAGUUGGAAGCCUUUUUUUAGUUUAUUUUUCAACCAUUUCCGGUUUACUGGUUGGCCGGAUGGAUGGAAAAGGAAAAGCAUUUAUACUACCGUUGAUGUGCCCUCAAUAAUAUCGUACCUAGCUGUUAAUCUGCGUGUGUUUGUGCGUGUGUGUUUUUCGACGGGAAAUCCCCAAUUGUAGGCUUAUGCAUUUCCUUCCUCCCACACACUGUACAAACCUUUGAACUGGCUUUUAAACUGUUACACAUGUGUACCGCUGUGUUGCUGCUUUCCUAUAAAUUUUAUCUCGUUUUGAGGCUUGAAUUUAGGGAGAUUUUCGGUGAAUCUAACCGAAACAGUGAAGAAGGGUAGUUUCCCGCUUGAAUUGAAAGUAUAAAAAGUUAUAAGAGUAACAUAAAGAAAGGAAAAUCGACAUCAGAAGAAAGACAAAUUGCAAAUACAAAUCAAAAAUUGAUGUAUAAUAGUAAUGAACGAAGCACUGAAUGAGGAAAAGAAAGAAGCAAACUUUUUAUUUUGUUUUUAUUCAAAAGAUAGCAUAUAAGAAUGUCACGCAUACGAGAAGAGGUGGCUUAACUAAUCCCACUGCACUGCAGUUUGAAACUAUUGAGAUGGGAUGAUUCAGUCUUUGCUACAGAAUGUAGUGUUAGUAUUGUAUGUAUAGUAUGUAUUUAUUUAAACAACUUGUGAAGCGAGCCAAACGACGAACUAUUUGAAGAUAAAAAAUACCCCUGAACUAGAAGGAAUGUUUUGAAUUAGUGUUGUUUUGUUUAGUCAUUGUUUUUCCCAUUCUCUACCCAUAAAUAACCCUAAUUCGAAAGGGAGGCAUAUAGCGAUAAGACCAUGCAGCAGCAAUUUUGUUCUACACUUUUCGAACGAACUCUUAUUUCCUUGCCACAUUUACUCCACAUGUGUCUAGAAGUUAAUCAAUCAUGCGGUAGUGAAUUUUUUAUGGGCAAAUGUGAGUGAGGCAAAUGUUUUCGAAGAAGCCGUUUUUUGAUACGAAUGAAAUUUACAGAUAAGAUGAAUACCGACACGACCGAUGGAUGAUGGUGUCAGGGGAGGUAUUAGGGCUGCCGGUAGCAAGGUAAACCCCAUUUUAGUGCGGGUUAAAACUGUAUAUAGGAAAGGACGAGGCGUGUGUGCUGCUAGUAUAACAGAAUAACGGCCACUGUGAAACCGUGGACGUUCAUUGAUCUAUUUAUGUAUACUACUACUGUUACGGUACUGCUAAAAGGAGUUGGUUGCAGAAGCGCAGAAGAAGAGACGGACUAUAUCAGUAAGCAUACAAUCAACCCCGCGCGUGCAUUAUGAGGUUAUGUCUCGCAGGGGAAUAAUUUAAGAACCUGUAAAUAAUACCCCAUAGCCAUUAGCCUACCACCUAUAAAGCUGUACGUUGUCCCCAUCCCAGCCCCCUCUUUCCUACCCCCCAAUGAACUGCGAAUUGUAUUAUGGCCAGUCACAGGAAU